Molecule: messenger RNA, 4024 nt
Organism: Misgurnus anguillicaudatus (oriental weatherfish)
Lineage: Eukaryota; Metazoa; Chordata; Actinopteri; Cypriniformes; Cobitidae
Gene: fam124b
Product: family with sequence similarity 124B
Cellular component (GO): nucleoplasm
Source: RefSeq, a predicted model, not a curated record
UGCUCAUCAAGAAAACAAAUAUAAGACAUUUUUAGAUAGUAUUUUGUCUUGUUUUCAGUACAACUAAGUAAGAAAGUAAUUUUUCAGUGUAUGUAGUUGAAUGUCAUCUGCAUAAUCGUGAUCGAGAAAGUAAAUAUAAUGUAAAGAGCAGUGGGACCAAAACAGAACCCUGGGGAACACCACAGGACAAAGAUGCUGUUAAUGAGACAUAAUUUUGAACAGUGACUAAAAAUACCUUUCUGAUAAUUAUGACAAGAACUACAUCAAGGCUGUUUCAGGGAUAACAACAUUGUCUCACAGUCCCUCAACUAAAGCAGCUGUGUUGUCUAAAAGAAACAAUACAGAGCAUUAAAACAUCUAAGCAGAGCAGUUUCAGUAAACUGCACUCAAUAAAAAACAAAAAUUUAGUUUAAUAAUUUAAUGCAAGUUGAUUAGCGGGCACCUUUUCCAGGAUCUCGGCCUCAAAAGUUAAAUUAUAGACCUAUAAGUUUAGGGCAUAAGUUUUUUUAUUAUUUAAUUGGAACAGCUUGUUUAAAAUAAUUUAGAAUAAUGCACAAUCAAUCUACAAACAAUAACAAAUGCAUUUGUAUUAACUACCAUACCAUAUGUAACUUGGAUUAUUUAAAUUUAGCAAAGUUUACUCUAGGAUGACUCGUCAGUCAGUUCAUAAAAUACAUUUACAGCGUUUAUUAAUCUUAGUUCAUGUUAAUGCCAGCAUUUACUAAUACAUUUUUUUAAACUGUUAACAUUAGUUAAUGCACAGUGAACUACUGUAUUGGCAUUAACUCACAUGAACAAAGAAUUAAUAGAUGCUAAAAAACUAAAUUGCUUACGAUUAGUUUGUGUUAGCUAAAAUAUUUACUAAGCUUAAAUGGUUUCACUUGGUAAAGUGUUACCAACUUUUAUUAUUUAAAACAACUCAGAGUUUUUUGGUGUUUUACUAUUAGCAAAACUUUGGUUAUUUUGUAGUAACCAUGGUUUUACUACAGAUGAGACCUUUUCCUCGAAAAAUACAAUCUAGUUAUCUUCAUCUCGUAUGAAACGGUUGGAUGUAAAACAGCUUUGUUUUCUGUGGGUUCGCGUGCCUCUCAUGAAUGAUCAGCAUAAUAAAUUAUAACUGCGAGAGUGACGUCAGCGUCAACCGAGCCUGCUAACACAAGCGACUUCACACAGCGAGGCUUCAUAAUGGGAUGCAAAAAGUUUGGGGAUGUUUAAAGCCGGUUUUACGUGAAAGUUAAGGCGCAUGAUGCUCCGUUCACCGCUUAGCUUUGACUGGGGAAGAGAAGAUGAAACGGCGGAUUUUAGCGGGGACAAUGCGGGAUCUGACUGCCGUGAAAUGUCAUGCAGCAUCAGUCAGGAGUCCCUUCCGGUCACCAUGCACUUGCUUACCAAUCCUGGCGACUCGCUCUUGCUCCAGCAUACUCUGGACCGUCUGCUCAAGUGGGUCCGUCCCGAUCUUCGUCUCUUCCACGUGUCCGAACGGGCUUGCCCUCUUCGUGAUUACUCCAGAGCUCAGCUGUUCCCCGUGCCCGGCUACCCCUCGCACGCUGUGACGCUCUUCCUGCACGAGUCUUACGGAGAGGAACGGAUUCUCCAGGCGCUGGAAUUCCUGCAGUGUCCACCCUGGCAGUAUCACCAUUCAGAAAGCUGUGGUGGCAGAGCAGGUGACAUUAGCUCCACCACGUCCCCUUCCAACGCCCUCCUAAAGCCCUACCUCGUCCCCAGUCGGGACUUCUACAGCCUAGGUGUUGGAAUGCCAGUGUGGGGGGUGCGGACGGUGCAUUACGGAGGGGAGGUGGUGCGAAUUACUUUGCACAGCACCCAUGAUAAUUUCGAGGACACUGUGCGCUUGUACGAGACAGUGCUGCAGAAGAGGGCGGAGGAGCAGAAAACCGGUUUCUGCUGGUUCACGCUGUUUGUAGAACGAGGGUUUAGCCUGCAGUUGGCCAUCAAGCAGCUCUCAAAAGGGCUCAAAGUGGAGCCCUGCUGCUCCUCUGUUCUGCAGUUUAGGGUAGGUGAGGUCGGACAACUAGUGCCCUUGCUGCCCAACCCUUGCUCGCCCAUUAGUGCCACCCGCUGGCAUACUGAAGACUUGGAUGGCAACAAGAUCCUCUUUCAAGUUAAAGGUUCUGCACAACCUCAGGGGUCCCUCACAUCUGCGUUUCCUCUAAACUGUCCCAGCCUGCCCUCCAGAACCCUGUUGAGAAACGGUGGAUCCAGCAGACCUCCAUCAGCUUCAUCCGGUAGCAGACCGUCUUCUCUGAAUGAGCGUGCCAUGGGUCAGUCCCGUUUGGAGCUGUCUCAGUAUAAUUCUCCUCGUAGUUUGAAAUCGGGGCCAUGUACCGGUUCGGACAGCCCCCGCAGCACUCCUCCCGGAAGUUCCUGUUACUCUUCUCAGCGCGGCAGCCCGGCAGGCCUGUCGGUUCAUCAGUAUGAGCCAACGAUGACCUCUGAAACCUCCGUGUCAGAGCCAGAAACCAAUGUGGACACGGGCUGUGCUGUAAACCUGCUCCCUAAAAGGCCGGUGAGGGCUUCUGCUUUGGAGACUCUGGCGAGGGACCUAAAAGACAGCAUAUCUGAGCCACCAGCAGACCCCUUCACCCAGACACAGACAUCACAGUGUCAUAUUCAGCAUCAAAAUGCGCAAGCAGAUGAGUUUUUCAUCUGAUGCAGAAGUAUAAAUGAAUGAAAACUGAGAUGUACCUUACAACAUAGAGGCUAUGGCGUAUGUCCUACGCUAAAGUAUGAAUCUGUCAUUACUCGACAUGGAAAGUGGAGUAAAUAGAUGCUUUAAAGGUGCAGUGUGUAGAUUUUAGCGGCAUCUAGUGGUAAGAUUGUGACUACAAGACUCAGUCCACAGCUCACCACCCCCUUUCAAAUGCAAUAAGAAGGACAACACAGGACAAACAUGUCAUCGUCUGAGACAACGUAGUGACAAAACGCGCUCUAUAAGAGCAGUUUGUUCGUUAAGCGAAAUUCAUGUAAGGGGACCCGCAGUGUGCGUAGAUAAAAAUGGCUCAUUCUAAAGUAAUAAAAACAAUACAGUUCAUUAUGUAAGGUCUUGAUAAUAUAGUUUUGUGUAUUAUAUUGCAUUUCUGUCGAAGAGAUCCUCCUAAAAUGUACAUACUGCACCUUUAAUUCAAAGCGACUAAUAUAGGUUUGAUCAAUAUGUGCGUGUUGUGUCUUUGGGCUGCUAACACAAUGCUCUACCAACUGAGUAACAAUCUGCUAGUAUUAUUUCAGAGAGACGGAUGCAUUGUUUCAAUCACAUGUGUGCUGAUCAGUAUUGAUUAAGAUUCCUGGUUAUUGGACGAUAACAUAUACCAGCGUUUUUCCUUAGUCAGUAUAUAUAAACUAUACCUCAUUGUGUCUGGCAUCAGUAUAAAAUCUAAUUUGUAGCCUAAGAUUAAAAAAACAUUAUUGUUAUUAUUAGGCAUCAAUUACUAUUUAAUAUUGUUAUUAUAGUAACUUAUACCUAUUAUUAUUUCUUAACUUUGAUUUCAAAAGUGAACCUGGAGCAUUUUAAAAGUGAAGUGAUUGAACAUUUACAGCUGUGAUCAUGGCAUUAUCCAGGUCUGCUAGGGUGGCAGGUUUGGUUUGAUUAAAACGAACUCCAUUGCGAUCGAUUGGUUCAUUUAAGGGUUUGUGAACGCUGCCAUCCGAACUUUGAACUGAGACCGCUGAUGUGUUUGUGACUCCAUUAAACAUGUUAUGAGCUCCUUGUGAGGUAAAAAAUCACCACUUGACAUUUAAAGGCUGUUAGUGUGUAUAUGUGUUACUAAUAGACCUAAAUGAGGUAUUUAUUCAUUUUUUUAUACUUGUGUUUGCCUUAGAACUUUUGUUUUUUUGUGUUCACUAAAUUAGAAUUAAAAAUAAAAUGCUACAUAAACUAUUUUUGAACUGUGUGUAGAAAUCAAGUAUCAGGUACUGUGUUUUACAAUUAAUACUUGUUAUUAACCUUUGCCAAACAAGUUUAACAUUUAUAUCAAAAUGUCAAGAAGGGCAUUAAAUAAAAUGAAAUCUG